This is a messenger RNA of Papaver somniferum (opium poppy), 2294 nucleotides long. RefSeq names its product probable galactinol--sucrose galactosyltransferase 2. NCBI's taxonomy places the organism in Eukaryota, Viridiplantae, Streptophyta, Magnoliopsida, Ranunculales, Papaveraceae. The transcript is spliced from 13 exons. Bases 1 to 2013 code for a protein of 670 amino acids. The record is from RefSeq and is a predicted model, not a curated record.
AUGUCACCUAGAGAUGACAAUCAUGGCUACUCCUAUCAUCAAAGAUGGGGACUUAAGUGUAAAGGGAAGGUUCUGCUAACUAGGGUUCCUUCAAAUAUUAUCAUUUCCUCGGCAGGUAGUGGGUCAGCUUUCAUCGGUGCCACUUCGUCUACGCCUAGGUGCCGCCAUGUUUUCAGUCUUGGAGUUCUUCAACAGAUAUUGGAGAAGCACAAGGGCACCUUCAGUCACAUUGAUGGGAAAAAGAUUCCAGCAAACUUGGAUUGGUUUGGUUGGUGUACUUGGGAUGCAUUCUACACUGAAGUCAGUCCAAAAGGAAUAAUAGAAGGACUUCAAAGUUUAUCAGCAGGUGGAUGUCCUGCAAGAUUUCUGAUCAUUGAUGAUGGGUGGCAAGAUACAGUCAAUGAGUUCCUUAAAGAAGGUGAACUACUGAAAGAUGGGGUUCAGUUCGCAACUAGAUUAGUGGAUAUAAAAGAAAAUAAAAAAUUCAAAAAUAUCAAAACUGAUGUUGCUGACAGUGACUUGCACGGAUUCAUCAAAUACAUCAAAGAAACAUACGGGUUAAAGUUUGUCUAUAUGUGGCAUGCUUUGGUCGGUUACUGGGGAGGGCUACAUCCAACAUCCGAAGCGUUAAAGAAAUACAAUCCAAAGAUCGCUUAUCCUAUUCAGUCUCCUGGCAAUAUUGGAAACCUUAGAGAUAUUGCUAUGGAUGGCUUGGAAAAAUACGAGGUUGGUAUUGUCGACCCAACAAAGAUAAAGGAGUUCUACAAUGACCUUCACAGCUACCUUGCUAGUAAAGGUGUAGAUGGAGUCAAAGUAGAUGUGCAAAAUGUGAUAGAAACAAUGGCAUCUGGCUAUGGAGGACGAGUUUCAUUGGCUAGACAGUAUCAGUUGGCCCUUGAGGACUCUAUCGCAAGGAACUUUAAAGACAAUAAUCUUAUUUGCUGCAUGAGUCACAACUCUGACUACAUUUACAGCUCGAAGAAGAGCGCUGUCGCUAGGGUCUCGGAGGAUUUCAUGCCAAGAGAACCAACAAUGCAAACUUUGCAUAUUGCUGCUGUAUCAUUCAACAGUCUUCUUCUAGGGGAAAUUGUGGUUCCAGACUGGGACAUGUUCCAUAGUAAUCAUGAAACAGCCGAGUUCCAUGGAGCUGCUAGAGCAAUAGGUGGAUGUGGAGUGUAUGUAAGUGAUAAACCAGGGAUGCAUGAUUUCAAAAUCCUAAAAAAGCUAGUAUUACAAGAUGGGUCUAUUCUCAGAGCCAGAUAUGCUGGACGGCCUACUCGAGAUACUUUAUUUGAGGAUCCAGUUAUGGAUGGAAAAAGUUUGAUGAAGAUUUGGAACUUGAACAAGUUAGCAGGAGUUGUAGGAGUUUUUAAUUGCCAAGGAGCAGGAACUUGGCCCUGCAUAGAGAUACCUCUCAAAAACUUAGAAUUGGAAUCUAAUCCUAAAGCUAUUACUGGCUUUGUUAGUCCCAGCAAUGUCGAAUUCCUCGAGGAAAUUACCGGUGAAAAUUGGAUAGGAGAAUGUGUUCUAUAUGCUUUCAAUUCAGGGUCUCUAUAUAGACUACCUAAGAAUGGAAAGGUGGACGUCACUUUAGGUGUUUUACAAUGUGAAAUUUAUACUGUAUCUCCAAUCAGGGAAUACAAUCGAGUUGUUCAUUUUGCUCCAAUUGGCUUAAUUGAUAUGUACAACUCUGGUGGAGCAAUUGAAGCUCUGAGCUACUCAAACAGUGGCUCUUCAGAAUGUAUAGUUAAGAUCAAAGGGCGAGGAUGUGGUCGAUUUGGAGCUUAUUCUAAAACAGAACCAAAGUUUUGUUUAAUAAAUGGAAAAGAGGUAGAGUUCGAUUAUGACAUAAAGAAUGGGUUCUUAACGUUCAAACUUUCACCUUGUCUUGCUGGUGAGACCAAUUGGCACGAAACUGAGUUUUACAAACUAGUAUUUUCAUGCAAGUUCCAUCAAAUUUUUUUUUAUCCUCAUUUUUGUGUAUGUUUCACAAAAUUCCUACCGAAUCUGUAAUUCAAAUUGUAACACUAAAAGAUGUUGUAUUGACUCCAUCAAUUGCUUUAUCUGAUGAAUUUUCAUCAAAGAGGGAGGUCCUAUUUUUGUCGAAGACCUCAAAUAUAUGGGGAGGUCCUUUCUUGCAAAAGCAGACCUCAAAUAUUGAAAAAGUGAGGUCCUGCUGUAGCCAGUUAAGUGCGAUAUUUCUAGCCAUCUCUGAACUGGUUUGCAAAAAUCAGGGUGCUGGUUGAUUUAUAUCGUGGAAUCGGAAUCCACACCAUACAUUUUCACUAUGUAGA